This is a messenger RNA of Penicillium olsonii, 5313 nucleotides long. The record is from the annotation of a GenBank genome assembly. Lineage: Eukaryota; Fungi; Ascomycota; Eurotiomycetes; Eurotiales; Aspergillaceae.
AUGGACCAGAAUGGACGCCCGGCCGUCCAAGUGGUCAUUAACGGCCAUGGCCACCCUCAACGACCUUAUGGCGCCAUGAAUCACCAAGCCCAGCCCCGGCCACUGUCUGUGGAUGAAGCACUGCAGUAUUCAUCCAUGUCCAGUGCGCCUGUCUUUGGCCUCGACUGCAUUGUACGCCCUGAUGUUGGACGACCUUCGAAUUCUACUUCCAUAAAUCAUGUCCUCCAAGAAGGCCGCAAGACACUCGCUGAACUCGACGCGGAGAUACAGCAAUCCGGACAAAAUGAAUCGGGUCGCCUGGAGACAUCCAGGGAAUAUAUCCAGCAGCUGCUACACGGGGAUCAUCUGACAGAAUUUAAAUUCAAGCUCCCUCGAUUUCCCGCUCGCUGUCAACAGCUGAGCAGAGAUGAAUCUCAACCUGUGCCCUCGGGUCGCGACAGUCUUGGAUCUUUUGCGCGUAUGAUGCUCGACUCUACUGACAUUGCCUUCCGAUAUCCCGAAGCAAACACCAAACCCAACCUCAAAGAGAUCCCAGUUCCAGUUCCAAGGACUCCUAUUCAACGCGCAAACCCGCCAAACAAAUCGAAACCGGCCUCGUUCUCAAACACCCCGACACCAAGCCAAUUAUCUGUGGUCAUUCCAGUCAAGCCAUUGCCCUCGUCUGUCGUCCAUGUGAAUCCAAAAGAGAGCGGGGAUCACGCGAUGGCGGUGCGGCUAAAGGAUCAGAAAGCGGAAGCAGAUGAGGCCUUGCAAAAAUUGCAAGAUCUUCUACACGAAAUCUUCGAAGCGGAGGAUCAAAUUGACCCAGAUAGCUCUAACCCGUCCAAUGACACGCCCAAUCCGACAUUUGUGAACGCCCAAUCAUUAGAGGUGCAUGGGCUGGUACUUUCAGCUGAUGCUCACAUUCGGCUCCAGAAAGCCCUGAGGAAAGUGGCAGGGUUCGAUCGACUCCAGGACAUACCUUCCGACUACCUUACUCGAAUCCAGAAACUGUGCGAAAAGCCUAUAAUUGCUGCACAGUCCCUGGGUCUGGCCUUGGGCGAUUCAUCAAGUAGCAGUGAGCUUGAGCUGCAGGAAUGGCUGGGGAAAAUCGACGAUGUUACAAUUGCACUUGUCGCAAUCAGCACAUUACUGCAAACCAUGUCCGGGCGUCAAACCGAGCGGGAGCUUUGCCCGGAAGAUCUCAUCGAGGCCAUCCCAACCGUUCUCAAUCAAGUCUUUGACCACUGUAUCAUUCCUGCUGUGGAAUCGCGUCCAGGUGGCAAGGACGGCCAACAUUUCCAAUUCUUCUCAGCCCAGAAGCGAAUCAUCGGGAAUCUUGUCCAUCAGAGCAAAAAGGCCCUUUCUCUCCUCGCUGACUUUUUGGCGCGCAUCGAUGUUUCAGAGGGCACAAUUACAGCAACGGAAUUCUUCGCAGCAAAGCUCAUCUUCGUGGAAAAUGCCCACCAUGAGAAGGAUUCUGUUCUAGGCCAACAGAAAUAUGAGCCCGCAAGGCGUGGCGCAAUGGAUGUUCUUGCGAAGAUCUUUUCCAAAUAUCCCGAUCAACGGCCCUUCAUCCUGGAUGAGAUUCUGGUGUCGUUGGAAAAACUUCCCACGACGCGCCAAAACGCCAGGCAAUUUAAGGUCGCUGAUGGCAAGAGCAUUCAACUUCUCACUGCGCUGGUGCUUCAGCUUGUUCAAACGACCGCGCUAGAAACGCCGUCACAAUCUAAACCUAAUCCCCGUGUCAAGGCGCAGACCGACGACGACGACGAUGAACUCAUGGGCGAUGGCAAGCUCGAAAAUGACGGGUCUGACAACGAGACAGAAGAGUCGCUGGAACGACUGGCCAGCAAGGCCAACCGGCUCUAUGACAACGCAAUGCGCUCGGCACAAUACAUCGUCAACUUCGUUGUCCAGCGUGCUAUGAACUCGACGAAAACCGGCGAUCAGCCAUACCGGAACAUCCUCGACCUUUUUACCCAGGACCUGAUCAACGUUCUUGGAUUGGCCGAUUGGCCAGCUGCUGAACUGUUGCUGCGUAUCCUGGCGUUACGCAUGAUUCAGAUCACGGACCAAGACAAGAGUGCAGCAAUCGCAAAAAGCAUGGCUUUGGAAUUGCUGGGUUGGAUGGGAUCUGCUAUCUCAGACUUGAUAGCAACUGCUCAGCAUAUGCUUCCGGCCUUGGAAGACAACUCUGACUCUGAACUCACUGAUUACUUAAAGCAACAAUUUGAGGACUUCACAUCUGGUGCACUUCACCAGCAAGACCUCAUUGCCCCUAAUGGUCCACACAGAAUUGCACUGGAACACCUGGUGCAGGACAAAAAGAAAGGGGACAAUUGGCAACUCACUAGUGCACGCGGCUACUAUUUGGCCCAAUGGGCCAAGUCCGCUUCUGCACUUUAUUACAGCUCUGAAGAGAACGAGGAGAUCGCGCACGGUGAUGUGACUGAUGAAUUGGUCGUCUUCCUGGCCAAGUCGCUAUCUGACCCACGCUGGUUGGAAACGCACCAAGAGUUUGACAGUGUGCCGCAUGUGCACGGGAAGUUCGCCUAUAUCCUGACUGUCUUGAACUCAAACUUUGGCAAAGCGUUUGAUACCAUUCUGAAGGUUCUUCUUGCUUCAUUCCUUGGUGACUCAGCCAAGGUCCGCAGCCGUAGUCUCAAAAGUGUCAUCUACAUGCUUGAGAAAGAUCCGAAUCUGCUGGACAGAGACCCAUCUGUCUUGCGCGUGAUUCAUCGGUGCACGACGGACGCCUCGCCUAUGGUCCGAGACUCGGCAUUACAACUGAUUGGACAGUGUAUCGGGUUUAAGCCGAAACUCGAAGAAGAAGGAUGCCGAAGCAUCUUGGCCUGUGCGGCUGACCAGACUGCCGGUGUCCGCAAACGCUGCAUUGGCCUGCUAAAAGAGAUCUACCACAAGACCUCUCGCAAGGAGCUCAAGCUCGCUAUUCUGGACAGCUUUCUACAGCGCACUGGUGAUCACGAGGAAAGCGUGGCAGCCUUGGCUCGCCAAACAUUCGAAGAGAUAUGGCUCACUCCGUUCCAUGACUCCAUUGACUCAACCUCUGACCCUAAGCUUAAGAUGGCUCUCGGGGAGCAGGUCACCCUCAUUGUAGGUCUGGCCGAGCGCAGCGAGACUGCCUUGGACUCCCUUAGCAUUUGCCUCGGCGCAGUGCUUUCGGAUAAAUCCAAGUCCGCGGCUCUUAACUUCAAAGUUUGCAAGGCGAUGGUUGCAACCAUGUUCGAAAGAUUGGUGGAAGACUCAGAUGGAUCUCGCAAAGAAUUCCAACAGGCUCUCCUGCAAACGAUCACUGUGUUUGCCAAGGCAAAUGCGAAGCUAUUUAGCCCUGAUCAGCUGGAGGCUUUGCACCCUUAUAUUGGCAAUCUCUCAACUACCGACGACCUCUUCAUAUUCCGUUCGGUAGUGGUGAUCUACCGCUGCGUUCUGCCAUUCUUAUCCUCAUCUCACAACACUCUCCUCAAGGAAGUCCAGAACGACCUCUUCAAGAGUGUCGCCAAACUUUCCCGCCCUGAACUCAAUGAAGUCAUGGCCUGUUUGUGGACCAUCAACGGCGUUCUGCAAAAUACAAACAGGCUUGUGAAGCUCACGGUCUCUGUAUUGAAGCCAUUGCAGCAAUAUAAGAGCAUGGAUCUCGCAUCAACCGCCCACGCAGCAAUUUUGGCUCGCGCAAAGAGUUACAUUCGAAUUGCAGGAUGUGUUGGGCGGCACUGCGAUCUUGAGAAGUAUGCAUCGCAUUUUAAGAGCGAGUUCCAAACCUCUUGGCCUGGUGGUAGCGGUGGCUCAGUGGCGGCGUUGAUGGUUGAUUCUAUCAUCCCCUUCACUAGAUCAAACCAGCCCUUUGAAUUGAGAGUCAUGGCGCUUGAGAGCCUGGGGUCUGUAUGCCAGUCUUGGCCGGGUCAAUUUGGCAGGGAAUGCACGCGACAGACAUUUGCCCAGACAUUCAAGGAAGAUGCUCCUGCCCUGCAGAACAUAGUUCUUCGGUCAUUUGCAGACUUUUUCGCCAUCCACGAGGGCAAGUCCGAAAAGGCUGUCAUGCCAGCUGCAGACACAGUGUCCCAAGAAGACACCAGGCUAGGAGGCUCCCUGAGAGCGAGCGACAACGAUGGUGCGGCUGCUUUGAUUGCCCAGCACUUCCUCUCAAACAUGCUUCAGGUCGCGCAGUCUCGUCAGGACACCUACUCUUUAACCGCCAUUGAGCUCAUUGCCAGCAUCAACCGGCAGGGUUUGGUGCAUCCCAAGGAAUGCGCUGGUGUUCUGGUCUCACUGGAGACUUCUACUGUCCCGGCAAUUGCCAAGGUAGCCUUUGAGACCCACAAGAUGCUUCACCAGCAAUACGAAUCCAUGUUCGAGCGAGAAUACAUGCGAGCCGUGCAGGAAGCUUUCUACUACCAGCGUGACAUUGUUGGGGAUUCCCAGGGUGCUACUCCUCGGCCGUACGUCUCCAAACUCGCCCCGUUGUUUGAGAUUGUCAAAAUCAGCAACAGCCGCUAUCAAAAGAAAUUUCUGUCCAACCUCUGCUCUAAAGUCGACUUUGAGCUGAAGAAGUUGGACGCGACGGGCGAUCCCCCCGAACAUCUCCUACUCUCGCGGUUCAUCUCCCAGAACCUUGCCUAUUUUGACUAUGGUCAACUGGCUGAGCUUUUGCCAACUAUAUCUGGCAUCGAACGCAUUGUCUCUGCUACUGGCACUGUUGUUGCACAUGCGAUUGAAACGGAAAUCUCUCCCACCCCGAUUGGUGCUCCUCACUUUGAUGCUUCCAGCAACAUGGUGCCAGGGUUUGCGCCUGAGAUGCCACCGACAGUCAUGCCGCGACAAGCCAAUCCUGCAACCCUGAGGUUGCUAGCCACGGCAGCUGCAUCACUAUCCAUGCUCUGGGAAGCUCGAACCCAUCUCAGGCGUCUCUACGGCGUGAAUGCUCACAGCAAGAGCAAGGAGGGAAAACCUGCUGCGAAGGAUCUCAACAAAGCUGCCACCAAAGCUCAUGGAGUGACUGGUGAGAGGUUUUGGGAAGCCAUUGCUCGCAAUAUGACUGCGUUGGACAGCGAUGAAGCAAUGCAUCAAAAAUGCCGUGAGUUUUCAACUUUGCUUUCGAUCGACGAAGAAUUCCGAGUCGAUCCGGAUGAGGACGCAGAAGGGGACAGUCUGGAUGCCACUUUCGAAGCCGACGAGGCAGUGGCUCCCCGGAACAUGAAGCGCAAGAGCUCUGUUUCCAGCUCAGGCCACAACAAGCGACCCAGGAACCGGAAAAGCUCAUCCGGAAAGAAGAAAUCCAGCGCUGAACCGGACGACGCCCUAGAUUGGGACUGA